GCAGGCCCUAUCUGGUUAUUUAUCGGCUAGGCCAGUCAAGUAACAGCCAGGUGGCAACCCUAACCAUGCCCCCUCUAUGCGGUUAUGCCCUGUUCUGAUCACACCUAGAGCCACACAAGGUUGAUGAUUAGUCAAUCUCUCCAUCUGUUUUUCCUCGACAGUGGAAAAAAUCUGAUAUGCUCCCAUCUGCUCCUUUUUACAAGUGCACUAAUAGUCACAACAUGUGCUGGUGUGCAGACACCCAAGAGCGUACUUAGGUGUUAAAAUAUUUUUUGUUUUAUGCUGAAAUCCACUGAGUACAUGGGAAAAUCCUCAUGAAAAAUCAGGAUGCAGGCUAGGUCAGAAACAGUUAAUCAGUUAGAGGAAGUGAACUAAGAGGAGUUGAGUGAGCUAGACUGAAAGCUGAGCACACACAAGAGGCUGAUAUCUCUCAGAAUCAGGGAGCUCUGCAGAAAGCAGACACGGAUCUGGCAGUCAUUAUAACAGGACACAGAAACCGAGGCAAAAGAGGCAAGGAAGGAGCAGAGAAAGAGACUGAAAACAACAGAAGUGGGAGGAUGUUAUGCUGCCGCAAAGGGUGAAACCGGAACUCUCAGCACAGUUGGCAAAUAUGAAAGUAUACAAGGAAGUGAUUAGAGAUGACAUUGUUCCCCUCUCAGCAAGACAUCAUGACAAAAAUACAUCUGAGCCAAUAAGCUUCUUUCUCUCUAACCUGGAGGAGCUCUUUUCCUGGAAACCAACCAAUCAGGAUGCAUUUAAUGUUGCUGUUGUACCCAUUGCCAAACGACAUCCACCAAUUGAAAGUCAGAGGCCUAAAACUCUAGUUUGCCAUGAUAUGAUGGGAGGUUACCAAGAUGACAGAUUUAUUCAAGGUUCAGGUGCUCAGCAGCCAUAUAUCUUUUACCACUGGCAGCAUAUUGAUAUCUUUGUGUACUUCAGUCAUCGUAUGUUUAGUCUUCCGCCUGUCUGUUGGACCAAUGCAGCUCACAAAAAUGGGGUGUGCGUCUUGGGUACCUUUAUCACAGAAUGGGAGGAUGGAGCGAAGACAUGCGAGUCUUUUUUGGCAGGUGAAGAAUCUACAUAUCAUGCAGUUGCAGAUCAGAUGGUUCGACUAGCAGAGUACUAUAAGUUUGAUGGAUGGUUUAUUAACAUUGAAAAUGUGCUGAGUCCUGUUGCAGUGUCCAAUCUGCCACUGUUCCUGAGCUACCUGAAAGAGCAACUGCAUGAGCGUAUCCCUGGGGGAAUGGUCUUGUGGUAUGAUAGCGUAAUCCAUGAGGGUGAGCUGAAGUGGCAAAAUGAACUCAAUGACAAAAACAGGAACUUUUUUGAUUCCUGUGAUGGAAUAUUUACAAACUACAACUGGAUGGAGGAUCAUUUGCAACGUAUGGAAGAGGACCCUCGACGGACAGACAUAUACGUUGGAGUGGAUAUAUUUGCACGCGGGGAGGUUGUGGGAGGAAAGUUUGAUACUGUUAAGUCACUGCAAAUGAUACGACAGUAUGGCCUCUCAGCAGCCCUUUUUGCUCCUGGCUGGGUGUAUGAGUGUUUGGAAAAGGAGCAAUUUCUUCAGAACCAAGACAAGUUCUGGUCACUUCUGGAUAGUCAGCUUCUCAUUCAUAGUCUCUGCACCCUGCCCAUAUGCUCCUCUUUUUGUCUUGGCUAUGGAAAGAAAAGAUAUUCCUUUGGUGAGGGAGAAGAUUCUGGUCCAUGGUUUAAUCUGAGUGCUCAAGAAGUACAGCCAAUAUUUUCAGAGAUACAACCCAAAGCUGGGGAGGGUGGCAGGGUGAAAUCUCUGAUCUGCCAGGAGGAUGCUUGGCAUGGAGGUGGUUCCCUAGUUAUUGAGGCAUCCUUGCCAUCUGGAAUUGAGGGAGUCACAAUAAGGUUGUUUUCUCUGCAUGUACCUGCCCCACCUAAGCUCCUACUUGCCUUGGUUUAUAAAAUGGAGAACUCCUCAAAUGUUGCAGUGUCACUGGAGCUCAGCACUCAAGAUGCCAAGUCCUGUAAUGUGAAUAAAGUGGAUAGUAUCACUCCCCUGUCUGUUGAGAGCACUGUGCACCCUCUACAACCACUAGCAAAGCCUCCAUUGCCUGUAACAGACACGCAGCUAAAUCCUAAACAUGGCUGGGAGCAAAGGUAUUAUGUUGUCCAUCUGAGUGACUGCUACUUGAACAGCUUGUCUAUGCGAUUUUCCCAACUGACGCCCAAAGAGCAAGAGGAAACAUUUACUUGUCGCAUAGGAGAGAUCAGGAUCUUGGAUUUCUCUCAUCCUCCUCUAUUACCGGCUCAGCCCACUGACCUUUCACUUUCUCAUGUACGCUGGCUCCAUAAUGAAGAGGCCAACCAGCUCUUUGUCAGCCUUACUUUGCACUGGUCUCACUCAAUGGAAAAUAUUCGCCAUUUCCGAGUAUUCUGCCGUGGUGUGACAUGCCGCCUUCCUCCACCUUCUCGUCCUCAUUUACUUGGGUUGGCACACGCAUGUAUGUACCGAGUUGUGGACCUAGAAGUACCAGAUCCUUGCCCCUCUUCUCAUGGACAGAUAGAAUUUGCUAUUCAGCCUGUCAGCAACAAAGGAUAUGAACCUGUGCCACCUUUGUGGGGACAACUAGUUCUGGACUAUGUGAAAGAAACACAAACUGAGGUGUGAUUGUAUACUUACAAUGGCACUGGGUAACAUUUUGUUAUAACUGGGUAACUAUUUGUUAUAUCUGGGUAACUAUUUGUUAUAUCUGGACAAGUAAGGUCAUGCACCCUAAUUUAUUUUCUCAGUAUAAUACAUUUAAAGGGCUCUGUCUUCUUUAAGCAGGCGUUGAUCAGAUCACUACUAUAGGCCUACUUCACCCUUAAUGGGACUCAUUGGUUUAGUGUAGGGACUCUGAUCAGCACAUAUAAAGCUGGUCACUUGGUUCCACAUGAACAGUAUAUUAAUUAAUUGAAACAUGACUUUCUCACUAAGCUGAAUAAGUUUGCAGACCACUGCCUCUGCAGUAUUUAUAUGUAUCCUAAAAGGGGAACUACCAUUUAUAUAUAUAUAUAUAU
This is a messenger RNA of Xenopus tropicalis (tropical clawed frog), 3036 nucleotides long. It is a transcript of the gene engase, whose product is annotated as endo-beta-N-acetylglucosaminidase. Bases 563 to 2644 code for a protein of 693 amino acids. Lineage: Eukaryota; Metazoa; Chordata; Amphibia; Anura; Pipidae. The transcript is spliced from 14 exons. Gene Ontology annotation, molecular function: mannosyl-glycoprotein endo-beta-N-acetylglucosaminidase activity. The record is from RefSeq and is a predicted model, not a curated record. Gene Ontology annotation, cellular component: cytosol; cytoplasm.